Lactuca saligna is the source of this 2205-nucleotide messenger RNA. The record is from the annotation of a GenBank genome assembly. Lineage: Eukaryota; Viridiplantae; Streptophyta; Magnoliopsida; Asterales; Asteraceae.
CAGGAACCAUUCAUGUAAUUUACCCUAUUUUUUGCGAAAAAGAAGGAGAGCACUUUCUAAUUUUUAUUGUUUCUUUGUAUUUCCUGAAGAAAUCGUUUUAUCUGCUUUUAGAAUCAAAUAGAUCCCCAUAAAAGUCAUUCGGCAGUCCCUAAUUUAGAAAUCGAUUUGAUUUUGAUUUGUAUUUGUAUUUGUUGAUUGAUCCGCCACACACACAGUCUGUGCACACACACACACACACAAGAAAGGAAUUAAAUCUAGAGAAACUGGUUUGAAUAUACACAACAAGGAGGGAAGGAGAGAGAUAGAUAGAUUUGUGUGUGAUGAUGGAAUGAAGACGAAGAGGAAGAGGUUGGAAGAUGGGAAGGGCGGAGUUAGAUUAUAAUUAUUCGAAUAAUGGCAGAGGCGGAAGAGGAGUACCCAAAUGUUGUUCGUAUAAGAGGACCACUGUUAUCAUAUGUUCCAUCAACAUUGUUGUUGCUCUUUACGUUUUUCAGAAUCUUUAUACUUCUCUUUACUCCUACUCAUAUCGAGAUUCACACAGCGCAGUUACCUACACUCCAGAUCAAAUUAGAAACAUGGAAGAAUCAAUGCGGAUACGAAAGCAAUCUGAACCUAGAAAGCUCAUUGAAACUGUUAAACUAAUCAAACAAAAAGUUGAUAGAAGAGAGGAGGAGGAGGGCAUGGUUGAAUUACCACAGCCAUUGAAACAGAAGUUAACUAAUGAGAUCAUAGAACUACUGAGUGGAUUGAAUCAGAAUGGUGGUGCUAACUCAACUUUACAGCAUGAAGCAGUUGAAGACUGGAGGCUGCAAAAACUAGAGGAAGUCAAAACAAUUACUACUGGUCAAACGAAAACCUCAAAGUCAAAUUCAACAAUCCUACCAGAUGAAGCAGGUAUUCUAGCAAGAGUGUUGGAGUUCAAUUGGGCUGAGUUAUCACAUGAAAUUGGGCUUUGGAUACCGGUUAAUGUCAUCAACAAUGAACAUAACGACAAGCCCGAGGGUGAAGAUGAUUUUGAUGAUAGCAUAUUAGCUGGGAGGAGGUUGCCUCCUGAGUGUAAUACAGAGCUUCAUACAGACUAUGGUGGUCAAGCAGUCAAAUGGGGGUUGACUCAUCAGAAAGAAAGUGCAUAUGAAUGUUGUCAGGCUUGUUUAAAUCAGGCUAAAAAUGCAAGACCUGAUGAAAUGAAAUGUAAUAUUUGGGUUUAUUGUCCUGCUGAACAAGGAUGCCAUUCACCAGAUAUAUACCAACAUAAACUUGAAGAAUGCUGGCUUAAAUAUGCAGAAACACCGAAAGUGAGCUUUAAGGAUAAAUAUUCAGAAAGUUACAGAAGAAAUCACCCGAAUGCACCUUUGGUUGUUCCUUGGGAACUGCUCCUCCCCCUGUUCGAAGUUCUGCUGUGUUUCUUGAUCGAUCAAACAGGAAAAAGCAUGCAAUUAGCUAACAAUCCAAUCCGUCAAACUCACUACAACAUUCUGAAUGUGAAAGAAGAUGCAACCCAUGAAGAAAUCCGUUCAAGCUAUCGAUCUGCUCUUCUCACUUCCCAUCCAGAUAAGUUACAAAACACUUCCAUUUCCAACCACCGAGAUCUGGGAUCUCAAUUUCUCCAUAUCCAAACAGCUUGGGAAAUCCUAGGAGAUGUGAAAUCACGGGCAUUAUAUGACCAGGAGCUUCGGGUUUCAAGACAUGAUGAGUUAACUGCAGAUGAAGUUGAGCUAGAGGAUUUGGCGGUGGAAACUAGCGGUGAUAUGGUGGAGCUUUUUUAUCAGUGUAGGUGUGGUGAUUACUUCUCACUUGAUUCUUUGGAGUUGAGAGAGAUGGGAUUUGAUAUAUUGAUAAAAGAAGGUGAGAAGAUAUUGUUACAAGCACAUGAUGAUGGUGCUUCGGUGACAUCAAUCUUGCUACCUUGCACUUCUUGUUCUUUGAAAAUCCGUUUGGUGACCAAGAAAGAUAUUCGGCCUUAAAUUUGUGGUAAUUGAUUCAUGAUUUGAUUCAAAUUUUGGCAUGAUAGGAGUCGAUUGUAAGCAACCAUUUUUGAAAUCGAGAAGGAGAUUAUCGUUGUUAUAACUUGUGUUGAAGUGAAUGUAGAAUGUAAUGUAUGUAUACCUUGUGGGGUGUGAUGAAAUGAGUUCUUGUUCAUAAUAUGCUACUAGGUUACAACCCGUGGUUUUCAUGGUAAAAGAAAUAUUGAUAAUUAAAAAUGAU